AUGUUAUCAGUGUAUAGUGUAUUAAAACCUCCAAAAACUGGAAACUGUAUUUUUGAGAACAACGAACCUUCCAAAAGUUUAAUUAGCUUGGAUAGUAUCAAAAACAUAUAUAAGAAUCCAGAAAAAAAAUCAGUGCUGGAAACCAUUCGUGUAAAAUUAGAUUUUGCCAUUGAACAAGAUGACUGGACUAUAGAUGAUGUAGUUGAAAAUAGUGAUCAUGAUAGUUUUUUGGCACCAGUAGUUGACUGUGUAAUUUAUUAUGUAACUGGAUAUUUAUGCAAGCAAGUUUUACGCUACAGUAAAUGUGCAGUUUGUCGUUCAGCAAUAAUACAGUCUAAUGUUUCAUUUGAACCAGUUGCUCGUCUUACAAACAUGAAAUCUAGAGGAUUUUUAUUACACCCAAACAAAUAUUUUUUUAAUUUUAUUUGUAAAAUAGAAAAUUUAUUUUUUAAAUAUUUUAUGAUGGCUGAUGUGUGUGAAUUAAUCUUAGCAGAUUUGUUGGAGAAUAAUACUUUAUAUUUCCCUUGCUUUGAACACAGCGAACAAAUAAUUGCAUUUAGUAUUAGAUAUUAUAUUAAUAUGAGGAUGAGGCAGUUUUCUUACAAGCACAACUCGGAUGUAAAGAAUUAA
Metopolophium dirhodum (rose-grain aphid) is the source of this 630-nucleotide messenger RNA. RefSeq lists its product as uncharacterized. NCBI's taxonomy places the organism in Eukaryota, Metazoa, Arthropoda, Insecta, Hemiptera, Aphididae. The transcript has a single exon. The record is from RefSeq and is a predicted model, not a curated record. The coding region runs from base 1 to 630 and encodes 209 amino acids.